UCCUCCAGAAGGAAAGGGGAGUUUGAGUUUCCUCCAGGUGCUGCAUUGGCGCCUCAUUUGGGGGAUCAGAACCUUAGCUGCACUGUUUUACACAGCAAUCUUUGCCCAGUUACAGAAGAGGGAAGAGUUUCUUCAGCCCCCUUGGAGACAUCCUUGGAACACGGAUCAAAGAUGGCAGAGCAGGGCUUAGCUGGCCCCAAACUAAAGAGAGACCCUGGUGCCAUUAAGACCGAGAGCAGUGGAGAAUUCUGGGAAAGAACAGUGCAGAUGAUCCAGGGUGAGGACACGGUUAGCUCAGAGGUGCAGCGCCAGCGUUUCAGGCAGUUCUGCUACCAGGAGGCUGAGGGACCCCGAGAGGUUUGCAACCAACUCCACAGUCUUUCCCAUCAGUGGCUGAAGCUGGAGCAACACACGAAAAACCAAAUCCUGGACCUGGUGAUCCUGGAGCAGUUCCUGACCAUCCUGCCAGCGGAGAUGGCAAGCUGGGUGAGGGAAUGCGGAGCGGAGACCAGUUCCCAGGCGGUGGCCCUGGCAGAAGGCUUCCUCCUGAGCCAGGCAGAGGACCAGAGGCAGCAAGAGCAGCAGCAGUUACAGUGUCUGUUUGCAGAAGUAACGCCAGAUUUCGCUGCAUCAGAGAAGGCUCCAUCAAACACUGGGCAGAGCCUCCCGCAAACAGAGAUCAAGCAAGAGGUUGACGGAUGUGUCUCUUUGCAGGGGGCUGGAAUGAUGCUGGUAAUGGAUACUUGGCCAUCUCGUUUUCUUUGUGAUGGAGUGGAGCCGGAUCAGGCUCUGGUAGCUUUUGAGGAGGUUGCCGUGUGCUUCACAGAGGAGGAGUGGGCCUUGCUGGAUCCUGACCAGAGAGCCCUGCACAGGCAAACCAUGGAGGAGAACCGUAGGAUCGUGGCCUCUCUCACAGCUGACAUGUGGGAAGCGGAGAAGAGGGAAACAUAUGGGACGUCACCACAAAGAGACAAGUGUAAAAAUAGCAAACAGAAGAGAAGGAAAAUUGAAGCAAAACCCAAUACGAGGAACAACUCUUAUUCUUCUCAGGGCAAUGAUUACCAUAACAUCACAGUCCAAGAAAAAAUGCAUAAAAGAGAGGAAAAGAAGAGGUUCCAUUUGCGUAGAAAAACUUUCAAUUCUGAAUCAAAGGUUAAAAUGCGUUACAAAAUCCACGUACUGAAGAAACCAUAUAAUUGUCUUGAGUGUGGAAAGAGCUUCCCUCAUAAAACAUAUCUCACAUCUCAUCGAAGAAUCCACACAAGGCAGAAACCAUAUCAUUGUUUGGAGUGUGGAAAGAGCUUCAGUCGUAAAAUAAUUCUCAUUUGUCAUCAAAGAUUACAUACACGGGAAAAACCAUAUCAUUAUUUGGAGUGUGGAAAGAGUUUCAGUGAGAAUAACACAUUCACUUGUCAUCAAAAAAUUGGCACAGGAGAAAAACCAUACCAUUGUUUGGAGUGUGGAAAGAGCUUUAGUCAAAAGAAAUAUCUCACUUCACAUGAAAGAACUCACACAGGGGAGAAACCAUAUCAAUGUUUUGAGUGUGGAAAGAGCUUCAGUGAAAAGAGAACUCUUACUUGUCAUCAAAGAACUCACACAGGCGAGAAACCAUAUCACUGUUUGGAGUGUGGAAAGAGCUUCAGUCAGAAGAUAAUUCUUACUUCUCAUCAAAGAACACACACAGGGGAAAAACCAUAUCAUUGUUUGGAAUGUGGAAAAAGCUUCACUCAGAAGAACCAUCUCACAUCUCAUCAAGGAACUCACAUACAGGAGAAACAGUAUCAUUGUUUGGAGUGUGGAAAGAGCUUCAGUCAUAAAAUAACUCUCACUUCUCAUCAAAGAUUCCACACAGGAGAGAAACCAUAUCAGUGUUUGGAGUGUGGAAAGAGCUUCAGUGAGAAGAAAUAUCUUACUACUCAUCAAAGGACUCACACAGGAGAGAAACCAUAUCAUUGUUUAGAAUGUGGAAAGAGCUUCAGUCAGAAGACAACACUCACUUCUCACCAAAGAACUCACACAGGGGAAAAACCAUAUCAUUGUUUGGAGUGUGGAAAGAGCUUUGGUCAGAAGAAAUAUCUAAUGUCUCAUCAAAGAAUUCACACAGGGGAUAAACCAUAUCAUUGUUUGGAGUGUGGAAAGAACUUCAGUCAGAAAACCCAUCUCACUUCUCAUCAAAUAACUCACACAGGGGAGAAACCAUAUAAUUGUUUAGAGUGUGGAAAGAGCUUCAGCCAGAAGAGACAUCUCACUUCUCAUCAAAUAACUCACACAGGGGAGAAACCAUAUCAUUGUUUGGAGUGUGGAAAGAGCUUUAGUCAUAAAGUAACUCUAACUUGUCAUCAAAGGUUUCACACAGGGGAAAAACAAUAUCAUUGUCUGGAGUGUGGAAAGAGCUUUAGUCAGAAGAAAUAUCUUACUAAUCAUCAAAGAACUCACACAGGGGAGAAACCAUAUCACUGUUUGGAGUGUGGAAAGGGCUUCAGUCAGAAGAAAUAUCUAACUUCUCAUCAAAGAACUCAUAUAGGGGAGAACAACAUCAUUGUUUGGAGUAUAUAAAGAGCUUCAGUCAUAAGCUAUUUCUCAUCAGUGCACUCAUAUAGGGGAGAAAUUAUAAAGAUGCUUGGAUUGCAAAAAGACUUUGCACAGGGCAAUAACCAUAUAAAUUGAAUCUAGUGGAUUCUACGUGAAUUGCAUAUUCCUUUCAUUAUGAAAUGUGAUUCCACAACAUCAGACAACACUACAUGUUACUGCAUGACGGCUACUGAUGAAUCCAACAAGCACACAUGAGUCAACCCACAGGAAGAGUCAUUUAGCAAAGCAGUAGAGCCCAGAUGCUUCGUAAGGCAAUACAGGACAUUUUUAUUAGUUGCCUGGGAUUAUAUGCUACAAAAUAGAUCUGAUUUCCAAGCCUCUUUGGGGGUUUUUUUUGAGUGCUGAUCUCAGACACUCUGCCCCCUCACGUAGAUCUAGGCCUGAAAGUCCAAACAAAAGGGUGGGUGCAUGGAGGGUAAGUCAUAAUCAAGCACAAUUUGUGACAUUGCACAAUAACCUCACCGGUCACAAGGCACGUCAGUUACGGCAUCAGCAACUACUUCUAAUUUCCUGGCUCCACGUUUUACUAAACAGAGAGUUUCUCCAUAUUUUUCCUUUAUCAGAGGUAUGAUAUUUAGCAUUUGAUUGAAGGGCUUUCUCAACCAUGUCACCCCAGUUAUAGAAUGGCUGCACUUAAAGAGACCCAUAUGGUGCCUGCACUUGACCUUUUUGGUAUUAGGUCAAAAUGUUCUUAUUCAUUUAGACAUUUUAACUUGUAUUUUUAUUUUUAGCUUACGUAGGGCACAAUCCCAUGCAUGUUUAGACUCAAUAGUGAUGCCCAAUAGUUGCUGCUUCUUUGGGUGGAGCUUAUUAUACGGAUAAAUUUUAUAUUGGAACACUCUAAUAUUCACUGAUGUACAUAUCUUAAAUUAUCUCUGGGCUUACUGGAUGUUAACACAUGUUCAGCACAAAUGGA
Molecule: messenger RNA, 3508 nt
Organism: Elgaria multicarinata webbii
Lineage: Eukaryota; Metazoa; Chordata; Lepidosauria; Squamata; Anguidae
Product: oocyte zinc finger protein XlCOF6-like
Exons: 6
Coding region: 172-2556 (794 amino acids)
Biological process (GO): regulation of DNA-templated transcription
Source: RefSeq, a predicted model, not a curated record